Molecule: messenger RNA, 6584 nt
Organism: Dryobates pubescens (Downy woodpecker)
Lineage: Eukaryota; Metazoa; Chordata; Aves; Piciformes; Picidae
Gene: ATP8A2
Product: ATPase phospholipid transporting 8A2
Exons: 37
Coding region: 344-3913 (1189 amino acids)
Biological process (GO): phospholipid translocation; neuron development
Cellular component (GO): plasma membrane
Molecular function (GO): ATPase-coupled intramembrane lipid carrier activity; magnesium ion binding; ATP hydrolysis activity
Source: RefSeq, a predicted model, not a curated record
GGCCCGCGCCGGGGCAGCCCUCCUCUCCCUCGCGCCGGGCGGGGAAGGAGACGCAGCCCCCGCACCGAGAGAGGCUGCCUUUGGCCCCGACCUUCAGGGAAAAGGUGGAAGAGAAAGCAGCAUCCGCCGCGCUGCCGAGCCCCCUUCUCAGGAGAGCACCUCCCCGGUCCCGCAGCGGGGAGCUGAUCCCGGCGAAGGCUUUACGCCUCGCCCGCCCCCGCAGCCAGGCCGCGGCGGUGCCAGCGGCUGCCGCCGCAACGCGGCGUCUGCGUGGGGGGGGCCCAUGGCCAUCCCGCCGCCGCCCUAGCCGGCCGCGGGCUUCGCCAGCCGCCCCGGCCGCAGCAUGCCGAACAGGGCCGGCCUGGACACAUCGCUGAGGAUGUCCCUGCAGCGGAAAUCCUCCAAGAUCCACUCCUCGGCUGGACCUGUCUGUUCCUCCUCGGGCUAUAAGAAGGCGGAUGAUGAGAUGUCCGGAGCCACGUCCUCGGCGGAUCUGGACGAGGCACCAGCCCGCACCAUUUACUUGAACCAGCCUCAACAGAGCAAGUUCCGCGACAACUGGGUCAGCACAGCCAAGUACAGUGUGGUGACAUUUCUACCUCGAUUCCUGUAUGAGCAGAUCAGAAAAGCUGCAAAUGCAUUCUUCCUCUUCAUUGCCUUACUGCAGCAAAUUCCAGAUGUCUCUCCAACAGGAAGGUAUACCACCUUGGUGCCAUUGCUGUUUAUUUUAACAGUUGCUGGCAUCAAAGAAAUCAUAGAAGACUAUAAAAGGCAUAAGGCAGACAGUGCUGUGAAUAAAAAGAAAACAAUAGUUCUAAGAAAUGGUAUGUGGCAGAACAUUAUGUGGAAAGAGGUAGCAGUAGGCGAUAUUGUGAAGGUCACCAAUGGGCAACAUCUUCCAGCAGACAUGAUCAUUAUAUCUUCCAGUGAACCACAAGCCAUGUGCUAUAUUGAAACGGCUAAUCUUGAUGGAGAGACGAAUCUCAAAAUACGACAGGGCUUGUCUCAAACUGCUAGUCUCCAGUCAAGAGAAGAAUUGAUGAAAGUGUCUGGAAGGAUAGAAUGUGAAGGACCCAACCGUCAUCUUUAUGAUUUCAUUGGAAACUUGCGCUUAGAUGGUCAAAGCCCGGUUCCUGUUGGUCCAGACCAAAUCUUGCUAAGAGGUGCACAACUAAGAAAUACUCAGUGGGUCUUGGGUAUUGUUGUGUAUACAGGAUUCGAUACAAAACUCAUGCAGAACUCAACCAAAGCACCUUUGAAGAGGUCGAAUGUGGAGAAAGUGACCAACAUGCAGAUCCUGGUGUUGUUCUGUAUUCUCCUGGUGAUGGCCCUUGUGAGUUCUGUAGGUGCCUUAUUAUGGAACAGAACACACGGUGAAGUCGUCUGGUACCUCGGCUCCAACAAAAUGCUGUCUGUCAACUUUGGGUACAAUCUGUUGACAUUUAUAAUCUUGUACAACAACCUUAUUCCAAUCAGUCUUCUGGUGACACUGGAAGUUGUCAAGUUUACUCAGGCUCUUUUUAUAAACUGGGACAUAGAUAUGUAUUAUCCUGAAACAGAUACGCCUGCAAUGGCCAGAACCUCAAACCUUAAUGAGGAACUUGGGCAGGUGAAAUACCUGUUUUCUGAUAAAACAGGUACUCUAACAUGCAAUAUCAUGAACUUCAAGAAAUGUAGUAUAGCUGGAGUGACAUAUGGUCACUUUCCUGAGCUGGAGAGAGAACGUUCAUCAGAAGACUUCAGCCAGCUACCUCCUUCCACUAGCGAAUCAUGUGAAUUUGAUGACCCAAGGCUGCUGCAAAACAUUGAAAAUGACCAUCCCACAGCUGUACACAUACAGGAGUUCCUCACUCUGCUGGCUGUGUGUCAUACUGUUGUUCCUGAGAGACAAGGAAAUACAAUAAUCUACCAGGCCUCCUCUCCAGAUGAAGGGGCAUUAGUGAAAGGAGCCAAAAAGCUUGGUUAUGUCUUCACAGGACGGACUCCACAUUCGGUUAUCAUUGAUGCGCUGGGAAAAGAAAAAACCUUUGAAAUUCUGAACGUGCUGGAGUUUUCCAGCAACAGGAAGAGAAUGUCAGUGAUUGUUCGAACUCCAGCAGGACAGCUACGUCUCUACUGCAAAGGGGCUGAUAAUGUAAUUUUUGAGAGGCUUUCAAAAGAUUCUCAGUACAUGGAGCAAACACUGUGCCAUCUUGAAUACUUCGCAACAGAAGGUCUGAGGACUUUGUGCAUUGCUUAUGCAGAUCUCUCAGAAAACUCUUACAGGGAGUGGUUGAAUGUCUACAACGAAAGCAGUACAGUUCUGAAAGACAGAACUCAGAAACUGGAGGAAUGCUAUGAGAUCAUUGAAAAGGAUUUACUGCUGCUUGGAGCUACAGCCAUUGAAGACCGCCUUCAGGCAGGUGUUCCAGAGACAAUAGCCACCCUAAUGAAGGCAGAAAUUAAGAUAUGGAUUCUGACAGGGGACAAACAGGAAACAGCUCUCAAUAUAGGCUACUCUUGCAGACUCAUUUCACAGACUAUGUCUCUCAUCUUGGUCAAUGAGGAUUCAUUAGAUGCAACAAGAGCCUCUCUGACUCAACAUUGUACCAAUCUGGGGGAGUCGCUGGGCAAGGAAAAUGACAUUGCUCUGAUUAUUGAUGGCCACACACUGAAGUAUGCCCUUUCGUUUGAAGUCAGGCAGAGCUUUCUGGACUUGGCACUCUCCUGUAAAGCAGUCAUUUGCUGCAGAGUAUCUCCUCUACAGAAGUCUGAAAUAGUAGACAUGGUCAAGAAACACGUCAAUGCCAUAACACUUGCCAUUGGGGAUGGUGCCAAUGAUGUAGGAAUGAUCCAGACGGCUCACGUUGGAGUGGGGAUCAGUGGCAAUGAGGGCAUGCAGGCAACUAAUUGCUCGGAUUAUGCUAUUGCACAGUUUUCCUACCUGGAGAAGCUGUUGUUGGUCCAUGGAGCUUGGAGCUACAAUCGAGUUACGAAGUGCAUACUAUAUUGCUUCUACAAGAACGUAGUUUUGUAUAUUAUUGAGCUUUGGUUUGCUUUCGUGAAUGGAUUUUCUGGGCAGAUCUUAUUUGAGCGGUGGUGCAUUGGUCUGUAUAAUGUGAUUUUCACAGCGCUGCCACCCUUUACUCUGGGAAUUUUUGAACGCUCAUGUACUCAAGAUAGCAUGCUUAGAUUUCCACAGCUAUACAAAAUUACUCAAAAUGCAGAUGGGUUCAAUACAAGGGUUUUCUGGGGUCACUGCAUCAAUGCCCUGAUCCAUUCCAUCAUUCUCUUCUGGUUUCCACUGAAAGUACUGGAACACGAUGCGGUAUUCACAAAUGGUCAAGGAAUAGACUAUUUAUUCGUUGGAAACAUAGUUUACACUUACGUUGUAGUCACUGUUUGUCUGAAAGCUGGCUUGGAAACAACUGCAUGGACUAGAUUCAGUCACCUGGCUGUCUGGGGAAGCAUGCUGCUGUGGUUGGUGUUCUUCGGUGUCUACUCAGCCAUCUGGCCCACAUUUCCCAUUGCACCAGACAUGUUGGGACAGGCUGGAAUGGUGUUAAGAUGUGGAUACUUCUGGUUUGGUUUGUUCCUUGUGCCUACUGCGUGCCUUCUUAAAGACGUGGCAUGGACAGCGGCCAAGCAUACCUACCAUAAAACUUUGCUGGAGCAAGUUCAGGAGUUGGAGACGAAGACAAGAGAGCUGGGAAAAGCCAUGCUUCGUGAUAGUAAUGGGAAGAGCGUGAACGAACGUGAUCAUCUGUUAAAAAGGCUUGGCAGGAAAACUCCUCCGAGCCUUUUCCGGGCUCAUUCUGUCCAGCAGAGCGUGUCACAUGGGUAUGCAUUUUCCCAAGAAGAACACGGUGUCGUUUCCCAGUCGCAAGUUGUUCGAUCCUACGAUACAACCAAAAGGAGAGCAGAAAUAGAAUAGAUGGCCCUUCACUUGAUGGGUGGUGGGAAUAAUGGGAUUUGGAUCAAUGCAUCCACUGUUAACACAUUCUUGACAAGGGUUGGCAGCAGCAGCCAAAACACCAGAGAACUCAUUUCUGUGGCCUUAGCCAACAAGUUUCUGUAUCCUCCCUGCAAAUCUCGAGCAGAAGUUGCGUGGGGGGGGGGAAUCAUUGUUCGAAUUCAGUCGCAAAGCUCUGCAUAAAGUUUUGUUUAUGUUGUUAUGAAGCAUUUGACUGUGCUAUGUGAGGUGUGAAAUUAAAAGCAAUGUUUUACCACUAUUUAAAACAUCAGCAUAAGGUUGUUCUGGGAGAAAAGUAGAAAAUUUAUGUUCCAUGAGAAAUCAGCCUUUGCUUAAUUGGAGCAGGGUGCUGAGAUUUCCUGUUUGGUUACGCACAGGCCCAGUGCACAUGGCUGCAUGCAGACUUUAUUCCCUCUAAUAUUCACUGUUUACUAAUUGGGCUGAAAUUUUAACAGACAAUUUGGGAUAAAAUUUUUGAUUGCAACACAGUUUGCAGCUAAAAAUGCUUAUUUGCCUUCUUAUGACACAAGAAUAAAACAAGGUAGUAAUGAAUUACUUAGAAUAUUUCUUGCCCUCUUACAGCAUUUAUUAGGGCUAUAUCUUAGCUUUCUAAAACCCAGUUAAUAGGUUACUCACAAAGUCAGGAUGUAGAAGUCAAAAGAGCUCAGCAGGGCAGCUGCUGUGAGUGCAUGGCAUUGUGCACAACAAUGAACUCAAAUAGGUGCCUCCUGGUAACUUUCAUGAUGUAUGUAUUUGGACAUGCGUUUCAAAUGUAACCCAGAGUUUCCCCUCCAUGAUCCCAUUCCCACUUUAACAAUAGAGCAGACAGAGAGAACUUAAUAGGUACAAGCUUGUCAGGCAUUGAGAAGGAUGUGCAUCCAUGCAGGAGGCUGUUACUAUAACCCCGAAGAAACAUUCUGCUGACCAGGAAAGACAGGCUUGCAAAGGAACGUUAGGAGGGGUUUCCACCCGUCUGUGCAUACACAUGUACACACACAGAGAGCUGGGCAUUGUUAAGAGACCUGCUGGGUGGUUGCUCAGCCAAAGCAGUCCCUCUUCUAGAUCUGAUCCAUCAGCAGGCUUCCCAACACACUCAAACUCCUGAGCCCUGGAAAGAAUGCUGGCUCCAUGGCCUUGCCGUGCCAGUGGGACAGGCAUGCUGCUGCAUAGAUCGGAGUUGUGAAGAAAAAAAAUGCCAAAACCGGGGCAUAAGUUAAGGCUGAAAGAGCUCUUAGAAAACUUAUGCUGUCCUCCAGACAAGUUCUAAUAAUUUGAGUCGCCAAGCCACGUUUCUGAAUGGCGUAGAGUAAAUACUGCUGUGUUUUAUCCAGGUUUCGUGGUUAAUGUAUGUGCUACAGCUGUGCAUUUCAAAAGUCGGCGUUGUUUUUUGCACUAUUGACUGUCCUCCAGGACUUUUCACUGAUUUAAAUAUAUCUGAAAGCAAUUUGAAUAUGAAUAUUUAUGUUUAGCAAGGAAAAGGAAAACGCCGGCCUGACCCCCCUGGCUUAGCAUUCCUGAAGGGUUGUGAGUAAAUGCUGGCGCUCAAGGGUCGUGGUUCAGUUCCCAGUGUCACCUCAGAGGCUCCGAUUCCCGUUCCACGUUAAAAGCAGGUUUAUGCUCUGCAGCACCAAGCUCUUCAAUUAGGCUGAUGGCACAGAGGAAAAAGUCAUCACCUUCUUUCUGCAGUGCUAAUGAGACAAUUAUGCAAUAAGGAAAACGUGCAAAUAAUGUUGCCAUAGGCAUGAAUGUCCAGGGGCCAGGGGUGGGUGGACACAUUUUCGGGGAGGUGAAUUUUAUUUGAAGGCACGAAUAGUAGUGCAGAGAAGAAAUAAAAGGAGGGUAAGCCUGAUCCCGGGAGAUUUCGAGUGCUAAUGUUGAUCUAACCUGUCAAACACUCCUUUGUUUAGAAACAAUCUAUUUAGGAAAUGUGUGGUGUAAGCCUGUCUUCAAAAGUGCUAAACGUUUCUUUCUUUUGUAACAACACAAGGAAAAUUAACUUUUCACUGAGACAAAGAGAGAUCAGCUUAGUAUUUGCACUCCAAGCCACACACUAAACAUUGGUAUGUAAACAAGGGGGAGGCUUUUCAUGAGGAUGCAGGGAGAAAACUUUCUAAAAACCUCUGGCUAAUAAAGAAGGUGAAGUAAAUGUGUUGAACAGAGCCUGGAAAAGAUUCUGGAGUCUUUUCUCAACCUAAUGCAACAAAGUUUUACAAAACAGAAUGAGAGAUCGUGGGGAGGAGAAACUGUCAUGUAAUGUGAUUUAUUUUAUUAGUGCAGGCGACAGGCUCUAUCAUUUUGACCUCUCUGUAAAUUGAGGUCAGUGUGUCACAAACACAAACCCUCUGUAGAGGGAGUAGUGGCUUAGACUGAGGUGCGUGUGUUGAUGUCAGCUCAAUGGGAAUUACACAUGGGGUUUGUCACAGGCCUAUACAGUAUGUGACACUGGGGCUCAUGGGUCAGGCUUUAUCAUCACUGUAAGGUCUUUAUCUCUAGCAGAGUUAAUCCUGUAGAGCCCACCUAGGUCAAGACCUGGCAUUCUUCUUGUUCUUUGGAGUCAUUACGGGAAUUAAUGUAUUGUAAUAUGCUGUAGCCUGACUGACUGUUGGAGUUGCUUGUCUUGGUGAACAGUGAU